Molecule: messenger RNA, 1713 nt
Organism: Radiomyces spectabilis
Lineage: Eukaryota; Fungi; Mucoromycota; Mucoromycetes; Mucorales; Radiomycetaceae
Exons: 6
Coding region: 19-1500 (493 amino acids)
Source: RefSeq, a predicted model, not a curated record
GAAUGAUGCCCGCACCGAAUGAACUCCGAAUUUUCCCAAAUUUUUGGAUUACGCGGGGGCACAAUCAUCUAUAACCUGAACAUGAUCGGUUACACUUAUUUUGUGCGGUCGCGCUCAUUGUCGUUAUGGCGACAAUGUCGACGAUUCCAAGUUUCUGCCGCAGCUGGAAGUAAAGGAGGAGGUGGCCCAAAGGAGGAAAAGGUGCGCGCCAUUCCUUUCAGGCACCACGUCAAAGCAGCAGAAAAGACGUUUGAACAAUACCACGGUCAUGGUUUCUUUUCUGUACGAGUAUCAAGCGCAGGACCGCCAGAAGAGAUAUUUCUGCCUUUUUGGGUAGCUUCGGCCACUGUUCACACAGAAGUUGUGCAGGCACAAAUAGGGAGAAACGUCAUGAGAACACGGAUGAAUCCAUCAACAAGGAGAAAAGAGACUGUAUGGGAAACAGAUUGGGCUUGGGUACCAGCGGGGCAACAGUUUACGCGCGAUUAUAUUCCGCUGGGCCAUCCUGGUUUGCAAAUCUAUGCAUCUCAUAAGUAUCGUCGUGGAUUUGUCAACGGUAUGUGUACGGGCCAAGCUUUGGAAGAUACGACCAAGUUUUCCUACGAGUUACUGGAUCGCCCAUCGUAUCGAGAGCUGGAUCGAGCCUAUCAAACGAUCAAUCGUAAAGUGGAUCCUUUUACCAUUUUUCCUACAACGGCGCUGCGUCUGGCCACAUCUUACAUUAAAUCGCAAGAAGAAACAUACGUCGACGAAUAUUUAAAAAAGACAUAUGCUGCAGAUCAGACGCGAUUUCUGAAGCUAAACGUCACACUUGAAAAUGUCAAACUAUCGCCUGUCUAUUACCCCGCUUACAUAUACACUGUUCAUUACCUUGGACGAAACCUGCGGACGUUUAUUAACGGCAAUGAUUUGACCGUGGGUGGACUGAAAGUUUACAAUUGGGAAAGAGUAGCUGCUGUUUCAGCCCUUGGUAUGGCAGGCGUCAUGACGGCCACCGGUGGCGUGGGAUGGGGCGGUAUGAGCGGUUCUCUGUGGCUCGGUAUUGUUUUGCCUACGGUGGUAACAUCUCUAUUCACAAUGUAUUAUCCGUUACUCUCACUGCGCGUAAGGGACUGGAUGCGGCAACGGGAAAUCGCACGUCAGGCCCACGAUCCGCAUAUGUGGGAUACAGAUUGGACAGCUGCCUAUGAUGCCUUUGAAGACGAAAAGCGGUAUCGAACUUGGCGUGCUGAAUCUGAAUACUCACGCUCAAGUCAAAGUGCAGCUGGGACCCAGGAUCCCAAAGGAUAUUAUCGUGCCUUGGGGAUCGAUCGGCAGGCAACUACCGCGGACAUUCAAGCUGCUUUCCGAGGGUUAGCAAUGAAGCAUCAUCCAGAUCGGUACGCUGAUGCCGGCGAAAAAGCAAAGGCCACCGAACGAUUUCAGCUGAUAUCAGCUGCUUACAGCGUUUUACGUGACCCCAAGAAACGAAAACGGUAUGAUCAGACAGGUCAAAGCUGAUGUUAGAUUUAAAAAUGAGGACACGCCAAAAUAUAUUUUUGUUGAAAAUCAUGUACAUAGCGCAACAGUGAUGUCUGUUGAAGAAUUUACAAAUGAAAGGAUAAAAAAAGAAUAAAAAGAAAAAGGACUAGAUGAUUAUAAAGAAAGAAAUGGGGGUAGUUGAAUACGAUACAUGAGUCAUUGUUUUCUCAAUAAAAAAAAAAAAAAAAAAAA